Messenger RNA from Amblyraja radiata (thorny skate), 602 nucleotides. Its product is annotated as golgin subfamily B member 1-like. NCBI's taxonomy places the organism in Eukaryota, Metazoa, Chordata, Chondrichthyes, Rajiformes, Rajidae. The transcript is spliced from 6 exons. Bases 21 to 602 code for a protein of 193 amino acids. The record is from RefSeq and is a predicted model, not a curated record.
GCAACAAAUAUCAGAUCAUUAUGGGUGUUUUUUCCUUUCUCUUUCUUCAAGAACAAGUGAGGCUUCUGAACCAAGAGGCGGAAAGAUCGGAGGACAGGUCCUUGUCAAUUGAAGCUUCGUUCCAGUCUAAAAUCGAGCAGAUCCAAGAGGAGCUGGACAAUGUACAGCUUGUUUCUGCUCAGAAGCUGCUGUUGGAGCACAAAGAUGUGGAGAUUGACUAUGAAGAGGAGGACAACCAGUUACACCUAAAUGUGAACUGGCCACAAUGCGUCGAGGCACAAAAUGAGAAGCCUCAAACAAUAGUAGAAGAAUACGAAGAUCAAUACCAGUACGCGCAAACAAGUGCAUCUGAAUCUGCAGAGGAACUGAUGAAGUGGCGAGAAACGGUUUCUAAGUCAACAACGAGCCAUGACAACGAUGAAUGGACUGUCAUGGAUUUAAGGAUGAAUCAAGUUGAGGAAAAAAGAGAAGAACUGCCGGAGCUGGAGGAGGAAGUGGGGGAACUUCAGAUGGAUGACCUUAAUUCUGACAACGCGCUGCUAAACGCACAGUUGGUUCAGUACAGGGACCAAGCUAAACCAGAUCCUGUCUUUGUAGGAUAA